AUGGUUAGUACACAUUGUGUUAUUCAUCCGCCAGCUUUGUCUUCCAAAACAUUGCCACAGAAGUUACGCCAGACUUUGAACUCGGCUAUAAGGAUUGUAAACUACAUCAAGAGCAGCGCUUUGAACAGUAGGUUAUCUACUUUACUAUGCAAGGAUCUCGAUUCUGAUCACAAAGUUCUUCUGUUCCAUACAGAAGUACGCUGGCUGUCCAAAGGCAACAUGUUGGCUCGCCUUUAUGAAUUGAAAGAAUAG
This is a messenger RNA of Acanthoscelides obtectus, 252 nucleotides long. NCBI's taxonomy places the organism in Eukaryota, Metazoa, Arthropoda, Insecta, Coleoptera, Chrysomelidae. The record is from the annotation of a GenBank genome assembly.